CACGGAGCUGAGAGAUGUUACAACGCUAAAUUGCGGCAAGAUGCGCUGGUAUUGUCAGACCAAGACGUUCAUACAUACUGAGUAUUAUUUCGUAUGCCGUAUUACCGAGUAAGUAGUAUCUAGAAGCUUAUCCUAAUGGUCACUGAGAACAGGAUAAUGACACACAGCAUUAUCUACCUACCUACCUGAUUAGGAGAUUGGCUCUUAAGGGAGGUUGUAUUACUAGGCCAUAAUCGAUGAGCUGAUUUCCUAUUGUAGUUAUCGUCCGUUGGAGAAACAACCCCUGCCAUAGAUAAUUGCUUUACAUACCUAGGUUAGUGGAUAGUAGGCGAUCUCCUAUUAUAAACCUCCUUCGUUUGCACAUUUCUUGUCCCUUUCCUCGUAGUGCCUUUGCUUCGCGAUAAUCCGAGCACGCCUCUCCCCUACGCCAUGUUUUCUUUUACGCGACCAUUGCUGCUCGUGACCGCGGCUUGUCACGGGUUAGGUCAGUUCGUUGCGCCGCCAACCACGCUUAAAGAAGUCGUCGGCCAUGCUGGGAUUCCCGUUCGGUACAAGGAAGUUCCUGUCGGCACUUGCGAGCUGGAUCCUAAUGUGAAGAGUUAUUCGGGUUAUGCCGACGUCGGAGAGAACGAGCACAUUUUCUGGUGGUUCUUCGAGGCCCGUAACCAAGACCCAACAGAGGCGCCGCUGACGGUUUGGAUUAAUGGCGGGCCCGGCUCAAGUUCCAUGAUUGGCUUGUUUGAGGAGCUCGGCCCGUGUGGUGUUGAUUACUACGGCAACGUGUACAACAACCCGUACUCCUGGUCGAAUGUGAGCAACAUGCUCUUCAUUGACCAACCGACUCAAGUUGGCUUUUCCUACUCCAAGCCGGUAAAUGCAUGGCAGUCCCAGGGCAACAUCGUAACGCUGCCGGAUGACACAUGCCCGGACUAUGCAGCUGGCUCGUGCGCCACCUAUUCUUAUCCUAACAUCACCUUGACUGCCAAUUCGACUACUAAUGCUGCGCCCAACUUUUGGAAAACCCUGCAAGGGUUUAUGGGAGCUUUCCCGGACUACUCACGCAGCGGGUUUCAUUUCGCGACGGAGAGUUACGGCGGGCAUUACGGACCCGUAUUCAACGCGUAUAUCGAGAAGCAAAAUGAAAAGAAUAUCCCGGGCGCAAAAAAAAUCCUGUUGGAGACGGUGUUGAUAGGGAAUGGAUGGUUUGACCCUGUUCUGCAGUACCAGGCUUACUACAACUUCACCGUCUAUCCUGGCAACACAUACGACUACGCCCCCUUCAAUGCGUCCUCGGAAGCCAUGUUCUACAACAAUUUGUAUGGGCCCGGGAAUUGUCUUGAUCGGUUGAACGACUGCAAGGCUACGGGGAGGAAUGAGAUAUGCAAGAACGCCGAUAACUUCUGUGCAUACAUGGUCGAGUCCGUGUAUGACGAUGUGCUUGGCCGAGACGAGUACGAUAUGCGGGAGCUCGUACCUGACCCGUUUCCCUACGGAUUCUAUACCGACUACCUUAACACGCCAGAAUUUCAAGCCGCGAUCGGUGCAUUCACCAAUUUCUCGAGCAAUGGAGCUGUAGGUGAGGCAUUCGACAACACCGGCGACGACAGCCGGGAGAUGGGCACCAUCGAAGAUAUCCGCUACCUGCUCUCCAAGGGCAUCACAGUGGCGAUCUAUGCCGGCGAUGCGGACUACAACUGCAACUGGCUCGGCGGCCAGGCCGUGGCAGAAGAAAUCAACGCGCCGGGCUUCUCGCAAGCCGGCUUCGUGGACCUCGUGACAAGCGACAACAUCACCCACGGCCAGGUGAAGCAAGCGGGCAAGUUUUCUUUCCUGAGGGUCUACGAGAGCGGGCACGAAGUGCCUUUCUACCAGCCUCUGGCGUCUCUGGAGUACUUUGAGAGAGCCAUCAAGGGCUUCGAUAUUCAGACUGGCACAAAGCCCGUGGAGAAGGGGUAUAUCACCAGUGGCCCGAAGCAGAGCACAUACCGCCAAGGCAACUCGACAAUGGUCUGGGAGGUGCUUCCGGCUAACACUACGUACGAUGUCGAGACGAAUAUGCCGGGUGGCCCGUGGCAGCAGCAGUCGGUCUUGAUGAAGAGGAGCUUCAAGUCACGUCCCGCGCGCCGGGGGAGAUAGAUUACCGAGUUAGGGCUGUAGAAAGGUUGAUAAAAGCUACUAUGCACGUUGUGUCAAAAAUCCUGGCUACUCAGGUAUUUUAAUUAAUCUGAGAACAAACAUUUAAGUCACGAUUUCCAAUUGCACGCGCCCAAUUACGAGAUGUGAAGUUGCCAGGAG
Hypoxylon fragiforme is the source of this 2295-nucleotide messenger RNA. Its product is annotated as carboxypeptidase S1. Lineage: Eukaryota; Fungi; Ascomycota; Sordariomycetes; Xylariales; Hypoxylaceae. Gene Ontology annotation, molecular function: serine-type carboxypeptidase activity. Gene Ontology annotation, cellular component: fungal-type vacuole. The transcript has a single exon. Bases 430 to 2136 code for a protein of 568 amino acids. Gene Ontology annotation, biological process: proteolysis. The record is from RefSeq and is a predicted model, not a curated record.